Molecule: messenger RNA, 2500 nt
Organism: Neohortaea acidophila
Lineage: Eukaryota; Fungi; Ascomycota; Dothideomycetes; Mycosphaerellales; Teratosphaeriaceae
Product: P-loop containing nucleoside triphosphate hydrolase protein
Exons: 1
Coding region: 144-2384 (746 amino acids)
Biological process (GO): nuclear-transcribed mRNA catabolic process, deadenylation-dependent decay; translation; translational termination
Cellular component (GO): translation release factor complex
Molecular function (GO): translation release factor activity; GTPase activity; GTP binding
Source: RefSeq, a predicted model, not a curated record
CAACUUUGUCCUUCCCCCACCGACUCAACCCCGCAACGCUCCCUCUUACCAAUUUCGAGUUUUCCUUCCUCACGACUGAGUGGACCUCUUCCCUUCUCUCGACCCCUCGUGCACAUAAGAGCCGACAGGCGUAGCUGGAAAGGAUGGCCAACGGACAGCCAGAUUCGUGGGAGGACGAGAUGCGAGACGAUGAUCUCGCGCAACAGACACAGCAGCAGCUGAACUUCCAGAACAAUCAAGCCGCCUACAACACCUUCCAGCCCGGUGCCUCCAGCUUCCAGCCCGGCGCACAAACUUUUAAUCCCGCCACAGCUCAGCAGUAUGGUGGCGGAUAUGGCCAGCAAUACAACGGCUAUUCGCAAUACGGCCAGCAAGGGUAUGGCCAGCAAGGUGGAUACCAGCAAUAUGGGUAUGGACAACAGGGUGGUUACCAACAAUAUGGCCAGCAAGGCUACGCUCAGCAAAAUUACGGGCAAUACCAGCAGCCUCAACAACCUCAGCAGCAGCAGCAACAGCAGAAGCCGCAGGCAUACGUGCCUCCGCAACAACGACAGACUCCCAUGAUUGCAAAGAGAGGAGAGGCGUUAGUCCCCGCCAGCCAGCCUCCGGCCGCCAAACCCGCCGCCGCUCCUGUCAAGACCUUGAACACCGCCGCACCUGCCAAGACCCUCUCCUUGAGUGCAUCAGAUACCGGUGCGGCAGCGCCAAAGGUGGAAAAGGCGGCGGGUGGAGCCAAAGUGCUUUCGCUCGGCGCCACGAGCACCCCGCCUCCCGCAGCGAAGAAGGAAGAGCCAGAAGUGGAUGCUGGCAAGAAAGUCACGGCUGCCAAAGCGAUAGAGAAGACCGGCGAGACCACCACACCCGCAUCGAAAGGCACCACCUCUCCAUCCGCCUCGGGUCGAUCCUCUCCCGCCCCCGAUGCCGCCGCCGCCGCGAAGGCUGAAGCGAGACGUGCGGACGCCGUCAUCGAAGAGCAAGCCGAAAUUGUCGAUAAUGAAGCGCUGCAAGACAUGUACGGCAAAGAGCACGUCAAUGUCAUUUUCUUGGGCCACGUCGAUGCGGGUAAGAGCACGUUGGGCGGCAGCAUUCUUUACGCCACCGGAAUGGUGGAUGAGCGAACGAUGGACAAAUACAAGCGGGAAGCCAAAGAUCUCGGCCGUGAGUCGUGGUACCUCUCCUGGGCGCUUGACCAAACCAAGGAGGAGCGAUCAAAGGGUAUCACCGUCGAGGUGGGUCGAGGUUUCUUCGAGACGGACAAGCGGCGAUACUCCAUCCUUGAUGCACCCGGACACAAGAACUACGUGCCAAACAUGGUGCAGGGUGCGUCGCAGGCCGACGUUGGCAUUCUCGUCAUCUCCGCUCGCAAAGGUGAAUACGAAGCCGGAUUCGACAAGGGCGGACAGACGCGGGAGCACGCAGUCCUCGCGAAGACCCAAGGCGUCAACAAGCUUGUCGUCGUCGUGAACAAAAUGGACGACCCCACAGUCGAAUGGAGCGAGGAUCGUUACAAGGAGUGCACCACCAAACUCACCGCCUUCCUCAAGGGCCUCGGGUACAACCCCAAGACCGACCUGACCUUCAUGCCCAUCGCCGCCCAACAAACAACAGGCAUCAAAGAGCGCGUUCCUAAGAGCGUGGCCAAAUGGGUCGACUCGCCCUCGCUCCUCGAAUUCCUCGACUCGAUGCAAACGCUCGAGCGCAAAAUCAACGCGCCCUUCAUGAUGCCCAUCGCGGCCAAGUACCGCGACCUCGGCACCAUGGUCGAAGGCAAGGUCGAGGCGGGCGUGAUCCGCAAAGAAAACAAGUACCUGAUGAUGCCCAACAAAGCCGAAAUCCAAAUCUCCGCCCUGUUCGGCGAGACGGAGGACGAAAUCCCGCACGCCACCUGUGGCGAGCAGGUGCGCAUCCGCAUCAAGGGCGUCGAGGAGGAGGACAUCUACCCCGGCUUCGUGCUGUGCUCCCCGAAACGCCCCGUGCACUGCGUUUCCGCGUUCGAGGCGCAGAUCCGCCUGCUGGAACUCAAGUCCAUCCUCUCCGCCGGCUUCAACUGCGUGCUGCACGUCCACUCCGCGACCGAGGAGGUCACGUUCGCCGCGCUGCUGCACAAGCUGGAGCCCAAGACGAACCGCAAGAGCAAGAAGCCGCCGGGCUUCGCGAAGCAGGGCAUGAACAUUAUCGCGCGCUUGGAAAUUACUGGUGGCGCGGGCUCGGUGUGCGUGGAGCGGUUUGAGGAUUACCCGCAACUGGGCCGCUUUACGCUGCGCGACCAGGGACAGACGAUUGCCAUUGGGAAAAUCACCAAGUUGAUUACGGAUCCGGUUGGACCUACUGCUGCUUCGGCUUCUGCGACUGCUGCCGCGGCUGCCAGCGCCGCGGCGGCUUAAAGUGGAGAUGCAUUGUGUGCAUCUGGCAGGGCGGGGAUUUUGUAAGGAUGUGUGGAUUCAGCAUAUCGCUGUCUUGUUUUUCGACAGUAGGAGUAGAACAUCAUCACGAUUCCAUG